CGUCCCAGGGUUUGCGCAGAUCGCCGCUGCUGUGAUACAGCAAGUUCACAGCUACGCUAGAAGAACUGGGCUUGUACCUAGUGCCCGAAGCAGAGUGCUUACACAUGAAUAACAAGCUAGUCGUGUUCUUUUACGUGGACGAUACAGCUAUGCUCUCGCGGCACAGUGAUUACGACAAAUACCUAUCCUUCCGAAACAAGCUCUUCAACAAAUACGAGACGAGAUAUGGUCAUUUACGGUGUUUUUUUUUUAGGUACGCGGUUUAUAAGGGAUUGAUCUUAAACAACAUCGAAAAUACUGCUCAUUCUGACUAUCCUGUGAAUUCCAGGCGGAUUCUGCUUCCAGAGGAUUAGGUUAACACAAUUGAACACUUCUCAACUUGUACUGGUGAGCUAACAGACACUGCUUUCUUCAUGGUCACGUAACCUACGUCCUUCCAUAUUUAAUGACGAAGUAAAGUACGGUAGC
Amorphotheca resinae ATCC 22711 is the source of this 468-nucleotide messenger RNA. RefSeq lists its product as hypothetical. Bases 105 to 353 code for a protein of 82 amino acids. The record is from RefSeq and is a predicted model, not a curated record. The transcript has a single exon. NCBI's taxonomy places the organism in Eukaryota, Fungi, Ascomycota, Leotiomycetes, Helotiales, Amorphothecaceae.